Messenger RNA from Homo sapiens (human), 1722 nucleotides. It is a transcript of the gene CD40, whose product is annotated as CD40 molecule. The record is from RefSeq and is marked reviewed. Gene Ontology annotation, biological process: intracellular calcium ion homeostasis; B cell mediated immunity; positive regulation of multicellular organismal process. The transcript is spliced from 9 exons. Gene Ontology annotation, molecular function: signaling receptor activity. Gene Ontology annotation, cellular component: extracellular region; plasma membrane; external side of plasma membrane. NCBI's taxonomy places the organism in Eukaryota, Metazoa, Chordata, Mammalia, Primates, Hominidae. Bases 31 to 744 code for a protein of 237 amino acids.
AGUGGUCCUGCCGCCUGGUCUCACCUCGCUAUGGUUCGUCUGCCUCUGCAGUGCGUCCUCUGGGGCUGCUUGCUGACCGCUGUCCAUCCAGAACCACCCACUGCAUGCAGAGAAAAACAGUACCUAAUAAACAGUCAGUGCUGUUCUUUGUGCCAGCCAGGACAGAAACUGGUGAGUGACUGCACAGAGUUCACUGAAACGGAAUGCCUUCCUUGCGGUGAAAGCGAAUUCCUAGACACCUGGAACAGAGAGACACACUGCCACCAGCACAAAUACUGCGACCCCAACCUAGGGCUUCGGGUCCAGCAGAAGGGCACCUCAGAAACAGACACCAUCUGCACCUGUGAAGAAGGCUGGCACUGUACGAGUGAGGCCUGUGAGAGCUGUGUCCUGCACCGCUCAUGCUCGCCCGGCUUUGGGGUCAAGCAGAUUGCUACAGGGGUUUCUGAUACCAUCUGCGAGCCCUGCCCAGUCGGCUUCUUCUCCAAUGUGUCAUCUGCUUUCGAAAAAUGUCACCCUUGGACAAGCUGUGAGACCAAAGACCUGGUUGUGCAACAGGCAGGCACAAACAAGACUGAUGUUGUCUGUGGUGAGUCCUGGACAAUGGGCCCUGGAGAAAGCCUAGGAAGGUCCCCAGGAUCGGCUGAGAGCCCUGGUGGUGAUCCCCAUCAUCUUCGGGAUCCUGUUUGCCAUCCUCUUGGUGCUGGUCUUUAUCAAAAAGGUGGCCAAGAAGCCAACCAAUAAGGCCCCCCACCCCAAGCAGGAACCCCAGGAGAUCAAUUUUCCCGACGAUCUUCCUGGCUCCAACACUGCUGCUCCAGUGCAGGAGACUUUACAUGGAUGCCAACCGGUCACCCAGGAGGAUGGCAAAGAGAGUCGCAUCUCAGUGCAGGAGAGACAGUGAGGCUGCACCCACCCAGGAGUGUGGCCACGUGGGCAAACAGGCAGUUGGCCAGAGAGCCUGGUGCUGCUGCUGCUGUGGCGUGAGGGUGAGGGGCUGGCACUGACUGGGCAUAGCUCCCCGCUUCUGCCUGCACCCCUGCAGUUUGAGACAGGAGACCUGGCACUGGAUGCAGAAACAGUUCACCUUGAAGAACCUCUCACUUCACCCUGGAGCCCAUCCAGUCUCCCAACUUGUAUUAAAGACAGAGGCAGAAGUUUGGUGGUGGUGGUGUUGGGGUAUGGUUUAGUAAUAUCCACCAGACCUUCCGAUCCAGCAGUUUGGUGCCCAGAGAGGCAUCAUGGUGGCUUCCCUGCGCCCAGGAAGCCAUAUACACAGAUGCCCAUUGCAGCAUUGUUUGUGAUAGUGAACAACUGGAAGCUGCUUAACUGUCCAUCAGCAGGAGACUGGCUAAAUAAAAUUAGAAUAUAUUUAUACAACAGAAUCUCAAAAACACUGUUGAGUAAGGAAAAAAAGGCAUGCUGCUGAAUGAUGGGUAUGGAACUUUUUAAAAAAGUACAUGCUUUUAUGUAUGUAUAUUGCCUAUGGAUAUAUGUAUAAAUACAAUAUGCAUCAUAUAUUGAUAUAACAAGGGUUCUGGAAGGGUACACAGAAAACCCACAGCUCGAAGAGUGGUGACGUCUGGGGUGGGGAAGAAGGGUCUGGGGGAGGGUUGGUUAAAGGGAGAUUUGGCUUUCCCAUAAUGCUUCAUCAUUUUUCCCAAAAGGAGAGUGAAUUCACAUAAUGCUUAUGUAAUUAAAAAAUCAUCAAACAUGUAAAAA